Messenger RNA from Oldenlandia corymbosa var. corymbosa, 1611 nucleotides. The record is from the annotation of a GenBank genome assembly. NCBI's taxonomy places the organism in Eukaryota, Viridiplantae, Streptophyta, Magnoliopsida, Gentianales, Rubiaceae.
AUGGCCGGAGCUGGCGCAGUAAACCCAAUGACGUUUGAUAGAGUCAAAGCUAAAACUCAUGGUGCGAAACCCAGAGAUGCGGGCGCUUUACAACGGACUAAAGAACGAGUGAUUGUCCCUUUCAAGUCCGAUGCGCGCCAGUUAACCCUUGGGCCGAAUUUCCCAUCAGCGCUGGAAAAUCUGAAAGAAUACAUUCCCAUGCUAAACCCAGAAUUGCCGUACUACAAAUAUGAGAAUCCCUAUAAGUUUGAGAAUUGGGCAUGGCUGCGUGUCUGGCCGUGGUCAGAUAAACGAGAAAUCCAGAAGGCCUUCGUCCAACGGUACCACGAGUUGGAACCGGAAUACCCCGAUACUUGGAAGAUGGGUGGAAUCUAUGACCUAUUGAAGUUCUCCACCAUAGGGCUUGGCGAAAGUAGAGAUCUGGUGGAGGCCGUACUAGGGUUUUGGAGUGGGAGCAAUAAUGUUUUAUGCUUUCCAUGGGGCCUGAUGACACCGACAUUGCUUGAUGUAUGCAUUAUCACUGGUCUGCCUGCUGUUGCAUAUGUGGUCGUGGAUGGCCAUGUGAUUGAUGAUGAUGCAGCUGCAGUAGUGGCGGGGCAACCCAGAAGCUAUGGACCUUUCAUCAACGAAAAAAAACGGCACACAAGCCGAUUAUAUCAUAUCCAAUUUCUUGCUAUGUGGUUGAACAUGUAUGUGUUUCCUGGGAAAUCGUUUCAAAUGACUAUGGAUUGGUAUCAUGUUGCUGGUAGGUUAGCAUCUGGAGUACAAAUGAACUUGGCAGAGGCUAUUCUUGCAAUGUUGUAUCAUUGUUUCCAUGAAGCCACGCAUAAUCCUAGUGUUACCCUCUGUAGCCCUGUGUGGGUAUUGCAUUUUUGGUUGUAUAUAUAUUUUCCUAGUUUAAAACCAGAAGACUGGUGGUAUGAACUGUCAAUUGGUAUGUACCGUUCUGGAUUCGAGGCAAUCAAAACCUUCUUUGGCAUUGGCAAGUUUGCAAAGAACAAGUCAGUUGGUGGUGUUGCAGAAACAGAGAAGAAAGGGAAAAGAAAAAGUGACGCUGCAGCAAAGACUGGUGGUCUAUCAAGCAAGAAGAGCACUGCAACCGCCGAUGUCAGGGCAAAAACAAGUACCGGGAAGGAUGCUCCAACCUCCACCCGUCGAUCCAAGAGGUUGAUUGGGAGGAAGCGCUCUGCUACCGAAGUCAGCAAUAAGGAAAAUCUCGUAUCUGUGUUUGAGAGUGAAGAGGAAGAAGCAGAAAGCCCAGGCAGCGAGAAAGGUUCUGUUGCAGUAGCAGAAGAUCGGGCUGCACAAAAAACAGCUCCGGAGAUUGGCGGCGCCAGGAGCAAAAAGGAGAAGAAUAAAUUGCUAUCUGAACAACUGAUUGAACAGGCAGGGAAAUUGGAAACCAACAUCAAAGAGGCAGUUGUUGCCGAAUUAAAGGAAAAGGCAGAAUUGGAGAAAGUACAAGCCAAACGCAAACAACUGGAGGCAGAGCUAAGUGGUGUUGUUGCGGACACUGAUGUGGCACUUGAUGGAUAUGGGCGGAUGACCACCGUUGUGAACCAACUGCUUCCCAAGUUCCAGGAUGCUGGAAAAGUUGUAGAAGGUGGGUAG